AUGGCCCCAGAUACUGAUGAUGACUUAUUCCUCAUGAUCGAUGGUUAUGACGUCCAACUACAGCUCGGACCCGAAGUAUUGAUACAGCGCUACUUCAAAGUAGUAGCAGCCGAAGACGAGCGCAUCAUUCAGCAGCUCGGGCCUGCCCUAGCCGAGGAGGUUGCCGGGCCUUUAGGGCGACACGUUGUUUUCGGCGCCGAUAAGGGGCUUCAGGAACUUGGCCGCAUCAACGCACAGUUGGAAGAGGACUCAGGAGCGAAGCAUCCGAGUCAUGUUAACGAUGCCUUAUGGCCCAAGUUUGGGCCCAAGUCCAAUCAUCACAUCGCUAUCGACUACUGGAGCAAUCUCUUCCAGACAUGGGCCGGCUACACUGAAUACGUUGACUGGCGCACGUUUGAUAGACCUGGUCACGCCUUUACCGUGGACCAGAAUGUUCGGGCCGAGGCCACAUUCAGACCAUGGGACCUUCACCUUGCCGGAGACGCCAUGCGUGCAGUUCACCGCAUAUUUGCCGCUGCAAAACGUUCUACCCUCAUGGGAAAGACGUCAGAUGAGCUCAUUCUCGAGUCGCAAUUUGGCUCUAACAUCAUUACGAAGACGACAAUGCCAAUUUAUCACUGCACAGGGGCCAAGGAUGCGCUGGAGGCAUUUUGGCCGCGAUGUGGUUCUUCCCAUACAUCAGAAGUCUUAUGA
Molecule: messenger RNA, 693 nt
Organism: Verticillium alfalfae VaMs.102
Lineage: Eukaryota; Fungi; Ascomycota; Sordariomycetes; Glomerellales; Plectosphaerellaceae
Exons: 2
Coding region: 1-693 (230 amino acids)
Source: RefSeq, a predicted model, not a curated record